This is a messenger RNA of Cryptococcus deneoformans JEC21, 1679 nucleotides long. Its product is annotated as metalloendopeptidase, putative. The transcript has 9 exons. The record is from RefSeq and is a predicted model, not a curated record. NCBI's taxonomy places the organism in Eukaryota, Fungi, Basidiomycota, Tremellomycetes, Tremellales, Cryptococcaceae. Gene Ontology annotation, biological process: CAAX-box protein processing. Bases 99 to 1481 code for a protein of 460 amino acids. Gene Ontology annotation, molecular function: metalloendopeptidase activity. Gene Ontology annotation, cellular component: endoplasmic reticulum membrane.
GUCCGUCUGGUCCGCAGACGGCAAAAUUGUGAAGAUCUUCGACUGGUUAUUAUCCUAGAUAUCAUAGAUCUGGAAUUUGUUAGCAUCAGGAACUCACUAUGACUCGCUCUCCUGUUGCCCUCCUAGACGGAGUUAUAUCUCACCUCGCCCACCUGGCAGAUAAUCGUGCGAUCGAUUAUCGAUUUAUCGUUGUUCUCUCCACUUGGCUGCAGACGGCAUUUGAGGUGUAUAUCCUGCGUCGUCAGCUUCCAUGUUAUGACCGACCAGCUCCUCCUCCGGCCCUCAAGGCUCACCUUGAAGGCGAUACAUUCCGGAAAGCUCAAACUUAUAGUCGAGAUAAAACAAGGUUUCAACUCCUCCAACUUGUGUUUAACCAGAUUCUCGGCUGGAUUAUGAUCAAGUCAGGAGCAUAUUCCAAAUUGUGGGACGUCGCAGGCAGGUUCACUAAUCUAUUGGGUCUGGGUCCCAACUGGAUUAUCGUGCGGUCUCUCGUAUGGAUCACAAUCCUCACCCUCUCUACCGCCAUUCCCGGCCUUCCCUGGUCAUACUACCAGACUUUUGUGCUCGAAGAAAAGCAUGGUUUCAACAAGUCAACUAGAACUCUUUGGGUGAUGGACACCUUGAAAAGCUAUCUUCUGUUUGCCCUCUUAGGUCUCCCUGUCUUGGCUGGGUUCCUCAAGAUCAUUGAACUUUCUGGAAAGAGCUUUGUGCCCUGGUUGAUGCUGUUCCUGGUCUGUGUGCAAUUGACCCUCCAAAUUAUCUACCCCACAUUUAUCCAACCAUUGUUCAAUAAGCUAGCUCCCCUUCCCGCGGGUGAGCUCCGUACCAAGGUUGAAGCCCUCGCGAGCCAGCUGGGAUUUCCUCUGAAACAUUUAUACGUUAUUGACGGCAGCAAGAGGAGCUCGCAUUCUAACGCUUACUUCUACGGUCUUCCUUGGUCCAAACACAUCGUUAUUUAUGAUACAUUGAUCAAGGACAGCACUACAGAUGAGGUUGUCGCUGUUCUCGGCCACGAGCUUGGUCAUUGGUACUACUCUCAUCCCACCAAACUCCUUUUCGGUACUCAAAUUCACCUCUUCCUCACUCUUCUCGUCUUCUCUGUGUUCAUCAACAAUCAGUCUCUGUAUGCUGCCUUUGGUUUCAACCCUGAGUUGGCCAUUGCUGCCCCCCAGCCAUUCUGCAUUGGUUUUAUCCUUUUCCAACUCGUUCUGGAACCUACCGACGCAUUUGUCAAGUUUCUGAUGCAUGCUCAGACCAGGAAGUACGAGUACCAGGCUGAUGAGUUCGCGGUCAACCUUGGCAAAAAGCCAGACCUUGCCUCAGCGCUGAUCAAGCUGCAUGUCACCAAUUUGUCUUCCCCUCAUAGUGACUGGUUGUACUCCAUGUACCAUCACUCCCACCCGACACUUCCUGAGAGACUCUCUGCGAUGGAAAGAUUUGAGAGUAAUAAGGGAGAAGUGGAAGGGAAAAAGGACCUCUAAAGAGGGACUCAGAUGGGUAUGCCGAUGUCCAUAGAAAUUACGUCUGAAGCUCAAUAAAUUACGCGGUAUGCAUGGUGGGAGCGAGGUGGACUGUCGAUGCACAGUCUCAUCUGAUGCUAUCUUCAGUGACAUACCAGACCUGUCCAAUGAUUUUGACGUUAUGUAGCGAUUAUUAUUUCAUUGAUUUACUACUACUCG